AACAUGAGAUUAUUAGGUAUUUUCGAACCAUGAACCGCAUACUGCAAAAUAGGUAAGUCCAUAUAAUUAUAUGUACCUAACCUAGGUACUACCAUCCCACUCUUUUAGUUACUUAGUUCCUCUCAUGGCGGCACGGCCAGACCCAGAGAUCAAGGUUAACCAGGGCUCUUUCCACUUAUCAAUCUCCGGUAGACUAACCACCCGGAAACCUCCCCUUUUCAUCUAUUAAGCCAGAAAUUAUUGCACUUAUCGGCCGAGAAUAGAUUUGUCUCUCUCUAUGUAUAUCUCCUUGCAUAUAUAUAAGAGUACCUUGAUAAUAACUCAUCCCUUGGCGUGCAUUGCAAUUAUUUAAAUUGCUGGUCACCCACCCACGCCACAAUAACGGCUGGUAUUUGUUACCAAUACCAGUCCGCGGGAGUUGCUACACGGUAUUUGCACCAAGUCAGAAACACCACUUGGUUGGUUAGGAUCUCUCGAAUUCAACAGUCACGAUGAGAGGUCCGCUCGCUCGGUUCGCCCACCCUACCGAGGUGCCAGUAGAGGAGAAAACACACACGCCUAACGACAAGGAAGGUGGCGUCGUCGAUAAUCAACCUCAGAGUAGCGAAGCCUCCAACGAUAUCGACGCGAUCGAUAGCGAUGCCCAGGCUGGUGUUCAGAAAAUUGAGGCGACGACUAAGGUCUGGUCGAUGUCUCACCUUAUCUUAGCUUAUGUCUUCAUCUGGAUUAUCUACUUUGUCGAUUCUAUGCAACAGGGCAUGGGGACUCUUUUGAACCCAUACGUUACUAGCGCAUUCGCUCUGCAUUCGUUAACUGCCACCACAGGCGUCAUGUCUGGUAUCAUCGGCGGUGUUUCAAAGCUGACUUUGGCGAAAAUUUUGGAUAUUUGGGGUCGACCUCAGGGUUUCUUGAUCGUGGUCCUUUUAAUGACCGUUGGUCUCGUCAUGAUGGCAGCAUGCAACAACGUCGAGACUUAUGCGGCUGCGCAGGUCUUCUACUGGGUUGGAUACAAUGGAGUUAGUUACUCCCUCUCUGUUUUCAUCGCCGAUACUUCGCACCUGAAAAACCGAGCCCUGAUGUUGGCCUUCAUCUCGUCUCCUUAUAUUAUUACCGUUUGGAUCUCCGCUCCCAUGACUGAUAGUAUCCUAUCUGUAUCUGGCAUUGGCUGGAGAUGGGGAUUCGGCAUUUUCUCCAUCAUUACCCCUAUCAUGUGCCUUCCUCUGUUCUUCUUGUUUACCUGGAACUACCAGAAGGCAAAGAAGGAAGGGCUUAUUGUUAACACUCCAAGCGGUCGCACGACAUGGGAAUCGAUCAAAUACUAUUUCUGGCAGUUUGAUGUCAUCUGCCUUAUCCUUGUCACCGGUGGCUUUGCGCUCUUCUUACUUCCUUUCAACAUUUACUCCUACCAGUACUAUGGCUGGAAGGACCCCUUGGUCAUUUGCUUGAUUAUCUUCGGUGGGUUACUUCUCAUCGGAUCUGUGGUUUGGGAGAGAUUCUUUGCACCGGUCAAAUUCAUGCCCUGGGAACUCCUCAAAGACCGAACCGUUCUCGGAGCUUGUAUCCUCUCUGCUGUUCUGUUCGUCGAAUAUUAUAUCUGGACCGCCUAUUUCAGUUCCUUCCUCCAGGUUGUCCUCAACCUCGACGUGACCCAGACUGGUUACAUCGGCAAUAUCUACAGUCUUGGGUCUUGCUUCUUUUCCUUCGUCGUAGGUUUCUUGAUCCGCUGGACCGGUCGCUUCAAGUGGAUCACUCUAUACUUUGGUGUACCAGUCACGAUCCUCAGCAUUGGCCUGCUCAUUCACUUCCGACAACCUGGCACUCACCUUGGCUGGAUUAUCAUGUGUGAAAUCCUCUACGCCUUCGCUGGUGGUGCCUGCGUCAUCGGUGAGCAAAUGGCUGUUAUGGCCGCGGCGGCCCAUCAACACGUCGCCGUCGUCCUUGCUAUGGAGGGUAUGUUUAGUAGCGUCGGUGGUGCUAUUGGAGGUACCGUUUCCGCAGCCAUCUGGACGGGCGUUUUCCCUACGGCAUUAGCCAAGUAUUUGCCUGCAGAAUCUCAAGCAAACCUUACGGCUAUCUACAGCCAGCUUCCGGUUCAGCUCUCGUACCCCGUAGGAUCACCGACCAGGGAUGCCAUUAUCCUAGCCUACGGUGAUGGCUUAAGAUGGAUGUUCGUGGCUGCUACGGCGGUCACUGUGCUGGGUCUUGUAUCCGUUGCUGUCUGGCGAGACAUCAAAGUCAGUGACUUCAAGCAGGUCAAGGGUCGUGUAAUUUAAAUGUAUAUGUGAUUCCCGAGGCAUUCGCUUUGCUAGUAGUAAAAAUGGGGUAUGAAACAUGGUUUGGUGAGAGAAUUUGGGCAACGGUAUGGGCCGUGGUGUAUUGAGUAUGAGCGGAUGAAGUUCGACGUGUAAGAUGACGAGGCGAUAUAGAUAUGGGAUACCUGCUUGAUUCACCGAAUCACGCUUAAUUUCAACUGAUUAAUGUUCAAUGAAAAGUUCAUCACCUAGAUACUUAGAUACCUAUUAUACAGAACCAGACGGCUGAUCGUUGACCAAUAAUAAGUGGCUUAGAGGCUCAA
Messenger RNA from Daldinia caldariorum, 2575 nucleotides. Its product is annotated as MFS general substrate transporter. Bases 492 to 2273 code for a protein of 593 amino acids. The record is from RefSeq and is a predicted model, not a curated record. NCBI's taxonomy places the organism in Eukaryota, Fungi, Ascomycota, Sordariomycetes, Xylariales, Hypoxylaceae. Gene Ontology annotation, molecular function: transmembrane transporter activity. The transcript has 5 exons. Gene Ontology annotation, biological process: transmembrane transport.